AUGGAUGAGGUUUUUUGCAGAGAUAACGUGAACCCAGCCCUGUCAUUGACUACACAGGUCUCUUCCAUUUUGAUUCUUUCUCACGUUUUUCAGAUUUUCCUCAAGCCCUUGGGACAACAUGCCCCCGUUGCUCAGAUCCUCGCGGGGUUCAUUCUUGGUCCAUCAGUCUUAUCGAGAUCACCACAAAUAUAUAGCUUUUUCUUUGAGAAUUUUGUUGUUGACUUCUAUGAAAGUUUGGCAUUGUUCAGUAGAAUCAUUAUCAUGUUUCUCAUAGGCCUUGAGACGGAUGUAUCUUAUAUAUUGCGUCACUGGGGUCCAACUAGCAUCGUUGCUUGUUGUGGUUGUUUGAUAUGUUCAGUGUUGGCCACAGCUAUUGCCUUCUUUGUAUAUGAGGAGACUGGAUCUCGUGGGUCACGAGUCAUGUUGGCCUUAGUCCUCACAGUGAUUUUAGCUAAUGCUGCAUCUCCUAUAGUGUUCCGAUUGGUAGCUGAUCUAAAGUUUGCAACCACUGAUUUUGGACGUCUAGCCAUCUGUUCUUCUUUGAUUGUUGACAUGUAUGCUAUGUUUAUCUUAAUUAUAAUCACGGGUGCAAAAUACAAAGAAACAUUUCUUACUUGGGUAUUGAAGGGUUUUUGUUCAGUCCUGCUUCUUGCGGGCGUUGUUGUUUUCACCACAUACUUGGCUAAUUGGCUUAAUCACCGAAAUAGAAACCAAAAGAAUCUCAAAGCUGUCGAAGUAAUGUUGAUUUGUGCAGUCAUUAUUUUUGCUGCUAUGACUCUCGAAACUAUGGGAUUUAGCAGCAUAAUAGCUUGUUUCAUUAUGGGUUCGAUGUUUCCAAGGGGAGGAAAAUCAGGUCGGACAUUGUUGACCGUCCUAACAUACAUGGUUCACAACUUUAUUUUCCCCAUUUACUUUGGCUACACCGGGUUUAGAGCAGAUAUAACUUAUCUCAAUAAACUCAAAAACGUUGGCAUUGUUCUUAUGGUAAUCUUGUCGAGCAUUGGUGGCAAGAUCAUCGGCACGCUUGUGGCUUGUCAUUACUUAAAGACACCCCUAAAAGAGGGCAUCCUCCUUGCUUUUCUCUUGAACAUGAAGGGGCAUGUAGAUCUUUUGACGUUGACAUCAGCUAUGCUAAAUAACGAGCUGACAAGUUUGGUAUUCUACAAUUUGAUGCUUAUAGCUAUCGUUAUUAGUUCCUUGGUGUCAUCCAUGCUAGUCAGUUUCUUGGUGAAAAGAGAAAGUGAAACCAUUGGUGUCAAGCACAUACCAUUGGAAUAUCUUAGCCCUAUGAAGGAGCUAAUCGUACUCGCAUGUGUGCAUAGUCCACACCCUGUCCCUACUAUGGUUCAACUUGUUGUAUCACUUAGAGGGUCUCAAGAUGUUCCAAUUACCCCUUACUUGAUGCACUUGGUUGAACUUCCUGAGAAACCAGAAGAUGGUUCACCAUACCAUAAGCAUCAAGAAGAUGAAUUUAGCGAUGAUGAAGACCAUGGUGCUGAUGAUGCAGUGGAAAUAAAUGAGGCAGUUGAUGUUUUCACCGCAGAUACAAAGACGGUCUUUCAUCAAGUUAAAAAUGUAUCACCUUAUUUGAGCAUGUUUCAAGAUGUUUGUGAAUUGGCAAACGAUAUAUGUGCAUCAAUCAUAAUUCUUCCUUUCCACAAACAUCAACGAAUUGAUGGAAAAUUGGAGAAAGAUAAAGAGGCUAUAAGGAUAACAAAUCAGAAAGUAUUACGCCAUGCUCAAUGUUCAGUGGCUGUUCUCAUAGACCGUGGACAUAAUGCCAUUGCUUCACAGGUUGCGGGAUCUGAACCUCUACAGCGUGUUGCAACUUUGUUUUUUGGUGGGCCUGAUGAUCGUGAGGCAUUAGGACUUAGUAAACGUCUUAGCACACAUGAUCAUAUGAUCCUGACCAUCAUCAGGUUUCUCCCAACAUCAACAAAAGAAGUUAAUAAGGGUUUGACUGUUUCCCACAAGGGAGAUGACGUUUUAGUGGCUGCAGUAAAUAAUGGAACAGAAAUUGAGGGAGCAGACCGCACGGCCUUGAACAAUUUUUAUCACAGCUAUGUGACAUCCGGCAAAGCAGGAUUUGUAGAGAAGUACGUGGACAACGGGGCACAGACAGCAAUGGUCUUGAGAGACAUGGUCGAGAUGUACUCAAUGUUCAUUGUAGGGAAAGGUAGUGGAAGAGUAGACUCCCCUCUAACUACUGGAAUGAGUGAUUGGGAAGAGUGUCUUGAGCUUGGUAUAGUAGGUGAUUUUUUGUCUUCUUCAGAAUUCGAUAAGGGUGGUUCAGUUUUAGUUAUUCAACAACAAAUGUUUCUCCAUCAUACGACAACCCAAUAUAGAGUUUAA
Messenger RNA from Cynara cardunculus var. scolymus (artichoke), 2352 nucleotides. RefSeq names its product cation/H(+) antiporter 2-like. Lineage: Eukaryota; Viridiplantae; Streptophyta; Magnoliopsida; Asterales; Asteraceae. Gene Ontology annotation, molecular function: antiporter activity. The coding region runs from base 1 to 2352 and encodes 783 amino acids. Gene Ontology annotation, cellular component: endomembrane system; membrane. Gene Ontology annotation, biological process: regulation of pH; proton transmembrane transport. The record is from RefSeq and is a predicted model, not a curated record. The transcript is spliced from 5 exons.